This is a messenger RNA of Spirodela intermedia, 261 nucleotides long. Lineage: Eukaryota; Viridiplantae; Streptophyta; Magnoliopsida; Alismatales; Araceae. The record is from the annotation of a GenBank genome assembly.
AUGAAGAGAAGAGCGAGGGAGGGGAAGAAGGCGGAGCGACGCCGCCGCCGCUGCCGCCGGCGGUGGGACGUCUCGGAGGACGAGGCGGUCUCCCAGAGGCUGCGGGCGUUGAGCGAGCUGAUGCCCUCCUGCGGGGGCGGAAACGCCGCGGCGGUGGCGGAUCGUCUGUUCGAGGAGACGGCCAACUACAUCAUCCGGCUGAGGACUUGUGUCGACACCCUGCGGGUUUUAGUAGAGCUCUACGGAUCUCCCGGUAGAUAA